Colletotrichum lupini is the source of this 1599-nucleotide messenger RNA. RefSeq lists its product as uncharacterized. Gene Ontology annotation, molecular function: carbohydrate:proton symporter activity. The transcript has 7 exons. Lineage: Eukaryota; Fungi; Ascomycota; Sordariomycetes; Glomerellales; Glomerellaceae. Gene Ontology annotation, biological process: carbohydrate transport; transmembrane transport. The record is from RefSeq and is a predicted model, not a curated record. Bases 1 to 1599 code for a protein of 532 amino acids. Gene Ontology annotation, cellular component: membrane.
AUGGGAGAGAUGAUGCCGCUAGUCGGAGGAAUUAGACGCGUCUUCGGCGGCGUCAUCGUAACAGAUGACUUCCUCGAAACGAUGGGCAUCGUCGGCAACGACAAGCUCCAAUCCACCGUCACCGCAAUCUACGACAUUGGCUGCUUCCUCGGCGCAAUUUCCACCAUAUGGAUUGGCGAGCGCCUCGGUCGCAAGAACACUAUUCUCGUCGGCACCACAAUCAUGUCCAUUGGCGCCAUCCUGCAGACCGCCGCUUUUGGCCUCCCGCAAAUGUUCGUCGGCCGUGUCGUCGCGGGUAUUGGGAACGGUAUCAAUACCAGUACCGCUCCGGUGUGGCAGGGCGAGACGAGUAAGGCGAGUUGGCGAGGCAAGUUGAUUGUUAUUGAGAUGAUUAUGAACAUCUUUGGGUUCUCGCUGAGUAACUGGGUCACGUUUGGCUUCUCAUACCUCACCGGCUCCAUCUCAUGGCGCGUUCCCCUGGCCUUCCAGUUCUUCUUCAUCUUCAUCCUCUACGGCACCGUCCCCUGGUUGCCUGAGUCACCUCGCUGGCUCAUGGCUCAAGGCCGCGUCGCCGAAGCCGAACAGAUUCUUGCCGACCUCGAAGACAUGCCUGUCGACGAUGCUUAUAUCCAGACUCAGUCCAAGGACAUUCAGUGGGCCAUCAACUACGAAAGAGAGAAUACCGUCCCCUGGUCGGACCUCCUCCGAGGCCGGACCGGCGAGUCGUCGGGAACGUCCACCAUCCGGCGUAUAUUCCUCGGGUGUGGAACCCAGGCCAUGCAACAAUUUUCCGGAAUUAAUGUUACAAGUUACUAUUUGCCCCUCGUUCUCAUCAAUUCCGUCGGUUUGGACAAUAAACUAGCGAGGUUACUGGCGGCGUGUAACUCCGUCAGCUACUUCUUGUUCAGUUUGAUUGGAAUUCCCAACGUGGAGAGAUGGGGAAGGCGAAAGAUGAUGAUGUACGGUGCUUUUGGCCAAUUCAUGUGCUACGCCGUCAUUACCAUCUGUAUUCGUUACAAUGAAAUGGCUGGCCUGGCACCAGAGACGCAGUCCCAGUGGGCAAAGGCUUCCAUCGCCUUCUUCUUCUUGUACUAUGUCUUCUUUGGCAUUUGCUGGCAGGGUGUGCCUUGGCUGUACCCCACCGAGAUCAACAGCUUGUCCAUGCGUACAAAGGGAGCCGCUCUCGGCACCGCAACGAAUUGGAUUGUCAACUUCAUGGUCGUCGAGAUCACACCACCAGGCAUCUCUUCCCUCGGCUGGCAAUUCUACAUCAUCUGGACAGUCUUCAACUUCUCCUUCAUCCCCAUCGUCUAUCUCUUCUACCCCGAAACAGCAGACCGCUCCCUCGAGGAUGUGGACCGUUUUUUCGCAGACAACCACGAUAUUUUCGUCUUCCGCGACAAGGACGCCACAAGCUCAAAGCGGCCGAUGAAGUACAUCGCGCAGGAAGAGGAGGCGAUCACGAAGCGGAACAGUCGGGGCGGUGUGCCUGGUGCUGAGGAGGAGGAUAUGUUGAGGCGAAGAGGGGCUGUGGAGAAGAUGAAGAAGAGGCGUGAGGAUGAAGAGCUGGCGUUCGGAGAGCAUAAGGAGAGAAGAUAG